Gastrolobium bilobum is the source of this 3621-nucleotide messenger RNA. RefSeq names its product PH, RCC1 and FYVE domains-containing protein 1. NCBI's taxonomy places the organism in Eukaryota, Viridiplantae, Streptophyta, Magnoliopsida, Fabales, Fabaceae. Gene Ontology annotation, molecular function: metal ion binding. The record is from RefSeq and is a predicted model, not a curated record. The transcript is spliced from 16 exons. Bases 1 to 3621 code for a protein of 1206 amino acids.
AUGACAAUGGGAGAAGAGUCCUUGACACAAGUCCCAUUUGACAGAACUGUUGAACAGGCAAUUGUGUCUAUAAAGAAAGGUGCAUAUUUACUUAAGUCUGGUCGUAGAGGAAAGCCAAAGCUCUGCCCUUUCAGACUUUCUCCGGAUGAGAGAAAUUUGAUUUGGUACUCAGGGCAGCAGGAAAAGCAUUUGCGAUUGAGUGCAGUUACAAAAAUUAUUCAAGGGCAAGGAAAUAUAAGGUCUCAGAAGCAAAAUGAACCUGAAAAAGAAUGCCAUUCAUUUUCACUAAUCUAUGCUAAUGGUGAACGCUCUAUUGAUCUGAUAUGCAAGGACAAAGCACAAGCUGCUACUUGGUUAGUUGGCUUAAGAGCUGUGAUUUCUAGGUGCCAGCAUCCUAGAGCUUUGAGUAGUUUAAGAAGCUGCAAAGGGGUGCAGAGUUGUGUUAGUAGUCCAGCUGGAAUUUUGCGGAGAAAGAAAAAUCUUGGCCUUCUAGAUGAUACCUCUCAGUUUACUCAGGUACAUAGCGUAUGUGCAAGUCCUUCUUUGUCACUUUCAGAAAGGUGCUUUUCUGACGGCUUGUCAUGUACAUCUGAUAACUUUUGUUCAUCAGCAUCUUUUCCCUCCAGCAUUAAUGGAAUAAUAGAUAAUUCAGUCCCAAGUUCUCCAUAUAUUGAUCCAGAUAUUGUUAGCAAGAUUGAAUCAACACACAUUGACAAGGAGUACAAGAAGGAUUUAUCCUGUAGGUCUCUGAUGCCUCCAACCUCCCCACGUGUAGGAAAUAACAAUGUGUUGAAGGAUGUAAUGGUAUGGGGUGGAGGGAUUGGAUGUCUGGUAGGGAUUGUGAAUGAAAGGUUUGUCCAACGUGGUGUUUAUUCCUUGGUGCCAAAGUUACUAGAAUCCACUAUGAUGUUAGAUGUACAAAAUAUAGCUUUAGGAGGAAAACAUGCUGCCUUAGUUACAAAACAAGGGGAAGUGUUUUGUUGGGGUCAAGGGAAGUGGGGAAGACUGGGGCAAAAAAUUGAUAUGGACAUUAGUUCCCCCAAAAUAGUUGAAUCUCUUAACGGUAUUCAAAUAAAACAAGUUGCCUGUGGUGAGUAUCAUACAUGUGGUUUGUCAGAUUCUGGUGAAGUAUAUACAUGGGGGAAUGAUGUUUGUUGUGCAGAUUUUGUUGAUGAAGGGAGAAUUAGAAGUCAAUGGAUACCACAUAAACUUUCUGGACCUUUAGAUGGUAUUAGUAUUUCAAGUGUUACUUGUGGUGAAUGGCACACUGCAAUUGUCUCUAGCUGUGGUCGGUUAUUUACAUAUGGAGAUGGUACAUUUGGAGUUCUUGGUCAUGGGGAUGUUCGGAGCUCUUCUAAACCAAAAGAAGUUGAAUCUCUUAAAGGUCUAAGGGUGAGGUCUGUUGCUUGUGGUUCAUGGCAUACAGCUGCUAUUGUCGAUGUCAUGUGUGACCGUUAUAGGUACAGUACUACUAGUGGUAAGCUGUUUACAUGGGGUGAUGGAGAUGAAGGGAGGCUUGGUCAUGCUGAUAAUGGAAGCAAGCUUGUACCAACAUGUGUUUCACAACUUGUUGACUAUGAUUUUGUUCAAGUAUCUUGUGGAAGAAUGUUGACUGUAGCACUUACUACUAUGGGUAAGGUCUUUGCAAUGGGAAGUGCAAAAUAUGGACAAUUGGGAAAUCCACAUGCUAGGGAUAAAGCAGCAGUUAUGGUUGAAGGACAGCUUAAACAAGAGUUUGUUAAAGCGAUAUCAUGUGGUUCAUAUCAUGUUGCUGUUUUGACUUCUACAAGGAGUGUGUAUACAUGGGGCAAAGGUGAAAAUGGACAACUGGGGCUAGGUGAUACUGAAGACAGAUACACACCUUCUUUUGUUGAGACUCUAAGGGACAGACAGGUAGAUACUAUAACUUGUGGACCAAGCUUCACAGCUGCAGUAUGUUUACACAAACCUAUUUCUAUUAGUGACCAAUCAACUUGUAGUGGUUGUAGGUUGCCAUUUGGGUUCACAAGGAAGAAGCAUCAUUGUUAUAACUGUGGUCUUUUGUUCUGCCGUUCUUGUAGUAGUAAAAAGGUUAUAAAUGCAUCUCUAGCCCCAAGUAAGAGUAAGGCCUUUCGGGUUUGUGAUCAGUGCUUUGAUAAACGGCAAGGAAGUACACAUUCAGUGAUGGGUUCAAAGUCCAAAAGUUACAAUACUCAGCAGAUAGUGAAGCAUCAGAAAAAAAUUUCUGAUUUGACUGAAGAUAGGGGUGAAACAACUGUGACACAGGGUCCUCUAUUGUCUCUCAGUCAAUCAUGUUACAGGAAAAGCAUGCCUAGUGGAAGGAAGGACUGGAAAAACCAACAAGAAAGCCAGCAUGGUUUAGAAGAUAGUUCUUCUAUGUUAGGUGGAGUUCCACAAUGGGGGCAAGUUCCAUGUCCUGCCCUAUUUAAAAUCAACUGUACAGAAAAUUCAGUUGUGCAUACAGAUACAACAAAGUCUGAUAAGAUGCUUUUAGAAGAAGUUAUGAGGCUGAGAGCUGAGGCUAGGAGACUUGAAGAGCAGUGUGAGCUCAAAAACCACAAAAUACAAGAAUGUCAACAAAAAGUUGAGGAGAGUUGGUUUGUGGCAAGGGAGGAAGCUGCUAAGUGCAAGGCAGCAAAAGAGGUCAUAAAAGCUUUGGCAUUAAGGCUUCAUACAAUAUCUGGAAAAGAGAAUGCUGGACAAGAAGGAAAGGUUGGGAUACAUGAAAGUCUGCCAAAUUUGGCACCCAUACAUACAGAUAUCAAUAGUCCAAGAGAUGGCAACAUGGACAGUCUUUCCAAUUCCCCUAUAGUAUUCUCUGACACAUUAAAAUCCAAAUUUGGGAGAAGUAUGUUACUCAAAAGUGAUAGAUUAUUGGAGAAUUCUAAUGCCACUAGAUCAGAAUCUCAACAAGAGACCAACGAAGGCUUGAAAGCCGAAUGUGUAGAACAGUAUGAGCCUGGUGUUUACAUCACAUUUACAACCUUGCCAUGUGGUAAAAAGGGCCUUAAGCGAGUGAGAUUUAGCCGGAGGAGAUUCUCACAGAAGGAAGCUGAAAGAUGGUGGGAAGAGAAUCAAGGCACAGUCUACCAUAAGUAUGAGAUUGAAGGAUACAUAAACACUAGCCAAAGUCAGGCUCUAGAUGAGAAGCUUGCUUCAAGAAAGAUGAAGGCAGUGCGCUUGGAUGGUGAAGAAGAAUUUAUUGAUUCUCAAAUUAUUGUGAUGCUAGGUUGGAAUAGGGCUGGAAAGACAACAAUUAUUCGAAUGCUGGAUGACUUAUUGAAACCUAACACCAUAGAAGGUAGAUCUAAUGUGGAGAUGUCUGAGUUUAAUGUUUCAUACAAGCCUCAUACGAUUAGCCCCAAGUUCCAAUCGACUAUACUUCUUAUUGAACGAUUAAUGGACCAAGAAGUUGUGAAUCUUUCUGGUGGAGUGUUGGAAAGAGUUGCCUUAUGUCUUUAUCUUGGAAAGCAUAUAGGUAUUUCAGGGAAAAAAGAACAAGGAUUUGACAGAGAAAAGCAUGAAAGAAAGCUGGGUUUCGAACCACUAUUUCCCGCGAUUAGCAUGAAGAUGGCGGGGAUCGCGCCACAAGACAGGAAGAAGGGUCAGAAACCACUGUAA